This is a messenger RNA of Xenopus laevis (African clawed frog), 3464 nucleotides long. RefSeq names its product FERM domain containing 7 S homeolog (gene frmd7.S). Lineage: Eukaryota; Metazoa; Chordata; Amphibia; Anura; Pipidae. Bases 250 to 2367 code for a protein of 705 amino acids. The record is from RefSeq and is a predicted model, not a curated record. The transcript has 12 exons.
UGAUUUUUGAACAAAAGUGUUUUUUCCCAUGACAGUAUCCCUUCAAAAAGGUAGCUAUUCCUUCCUUCUCUUUUCUAGGAAGGUUUGGUACUGUCAUUGCACAGAAAGCCUGAAGCCACAUAGCCCCGGCUGGCUGCUGAGGAGGUUGAACGUGCCUGUGUGUGUGUGUGUGUGUGUGUGUGUGUGUGUCAGUGUAUCAGGGAUGCUUCUUGUCUUCCCAGGAGAUAACAAAAUCUCUCACAUCCAAGGAUGCUGCACUUGAAAGUACAAUUUCUUGAUGAUUCUCAGAAAACCUUUGUUGUAGAUCAAAAAGCUCCUGGUAAAGAACUGUUUAACAUGAGUUGCAGUCAUCUUAAUCUAACAGAAAAAGAAUACUUUGGUCUGGAAUUCAGAAAUCAUAUAGGAUGCCAAAUGUGGCUUGGACUUUUAAAACCCAUUACAAAACAGGUUAAAAACCCUAAAGAGACAAUUUUCAAAUUUAUGGUGAAGUUCUUUCUAGUGGAUCCUGGCUUGCUGAGGGGGGAGCUGACAAGGUAUCUCUUUGCUCUGCAAGUAAAAAAGGACUUGGCAUCUGGAAGAUUACCUUGCAAUGAUAACAGUGCCGCUUUGAUGGCUUCUUAUGUGCUGCAAUCUGAAUUGGGGGAUUACGAUGAAGACACAGCCAGAAAGCAUCUGGAACAGAAUCAGUAUUUACCCAAUCAGGAAUAUUUAGAUAACAAGAUCCUGAAAUAUUACCAGCGCCAUGUGGGAAAGUCUCCAGCUGAGUCUGACAUGCAGUUGCUGGACAUAGCACGAAAGUUGGACACGUAUGGAAUCAGGCUGCACGCAGCCAGUGAUGGAGAGGACAUGCAGAUCAAUCUAGCAGUUGCACAUAUGGGAGUCCUUGUAUUGCGGGGUAACACCAAGAUUAAUACAUUCAACUGGGCGAACAUCAGGAAGCUGAGUUUCAAGAGGAAACAUUUCCUUAUCAAGCUUCACCCUCAUAUUGACACUUUGUGCAAGGACACCCUUGUGUUCACAAUGGAGAGUCGUGAUACAUGUAAAGCCUUCUGGAAGACCUGCGUCGAGUACCAUGCCUUUUUUCGUCUCUCUGAGGAACCCAAACGUAAGCCAACGCCAUUUUUGUGUAGCAAAGGCUCCAACUUCAGGUACAGUGGAAGAACACAAAAGCAAAUUUUUGACUCUUGGACAAAGGGAAAUACAAAGAACUUGCCGUUUGAAAGAAGGCACUUACAAGCAAAUCUACAUGAGAGGCAAUGCAGAUCAUCUCCCGACCUUCUUACUGAGGUGGCCAGACAGCCAAAUGACUUCAAGUUGAUAUACACCAGCCGGCCAUGCUCCAGAAGUGCCAAUAGUGUUGGAUGGGACCCACAGAUGCAUAAGAACAGGAGGAACUCAGCAACUGAAAUCAUUUAUUCUGCAGAAUUAGAAAGGUUGAAACCCAAUGAAGAACCCACCAUUCUGCAGAUAUCCAAAAGCAGCAGUUCAUUUCCUGGUUGUAGCUAUCUAGAGAUGAAGGAGGAUGCACCUAGGACAGGUUACAAGAAAAGGCCAUUAUCUUAUUAUGAUGACAGUACCCAUUUUUCUGGAAACUUCAAAAGUAUGUCCGAAGGCUGCAUGAAGGAAGCAGCUCCUUUGCCUCCAGCAAUAUACGCAGAUCGGGUCCCAAUACCACAUUCAAGUCAUCAGCUGAACAGAGAUUCUGUAGAUGUUUUAUGUUAUUCAGAUUAUUUGUCUUCGAUACCACAGCAAACAUCAGCCAUUGUGGAUGAAAUUGUAAGAUUAGCUAAUAAACCAAGCACUUUCUUAGAAAUGUCUGCUAACAGAAGUCCAAGUUCUAGAAGAAUAAAAGAGUAUCACCAACCUGUAUAUCCCAGGACAAGUUGCAGGAGUAGUAUGGUUCCCAAAAGAGAAAGCCAAGGAAUACGUGUAGAACACACUCAGGAUCCAUAUCCCAAAAGAUCCUUGAGUCACUCCGAUAUGAAAUCUUCAUGGCUUCCUUAUGCCUCGGAAUUCAGGCCAUUGGGGCCAUGUCCGAUACUAAGUAGAAAAUCAAGCAUCGCGACAAAGCAAUUAGUACCACAGUACCUUCCUAUAUCUCAUCAUCUUCCUCCUCCACCACCACCACCUGCUCCCCCUCUUCCUUUGACUGAUGCAAAGCCAAGGACCACAGAGAGAUAUGUUUACAGUGGGACUGAAAGCAGCGAUUCAGAAACGGAAAUAAUUAACCCUUAUUACUAUGCUCUUUUUGGGAAACAUAGGUCACCCCUGACAAGAGUUAGACUCUCUUCUGGAAGUCUACAGUUAGACGACGAUGAAGAUAAUAUGCUAAAUUUGCAUAGCAGAGAGAACAGAAAAGCAACCUAGCAACCGUUUUAAGGCCAGGACUUUUGAAAUGAUGAAAUGGAAAACAUUAACACGUCAUUAUUUGCUGUUAAAUGAGAAUAUGUUAUAGCAUGUAAGGAUACACAUGGACAACCCUUGACAAAAUUAGCUUUACAUGUCUUGUAAUACAGUUGCUUCAAGCUAAUUCUUCCCUCUAGCGCUUCCCUUUUGCCCCCAAUCUUUUCUUUUAGGUAUAGAACAGUCAUAUUACUUUUUCCUUUUAAAAUAUGAUUUAGUAACCGAAUAUGUGUUAUGAAUGUCCCAAACCCAAAGCAAACCCCAAAGACCCGGGCACGGCUCACUCUUCUGCCUUUAGCAACCACCUUUGGCUGUGGGGGAGCCCUCUGCUACUCGGGUGCCGCCAGGUCUUAAUAUGAGAGGACCAGGGAGAGAGCUCUAGGCAGGCAAGGGAACUGAACGUGGUACUGGAGUGGAGAACUAGAAGCAUGGUCAAGGUACAGGCUGGGUCGUUCCCAAUCGGGCAGUGCAGUACAGAUUCAAUAGACAAAGCAGAGUCGAGGUCACAGGCCGGGUCAAUACCAAAACGCAGUACAAAAUCGGAAUCUGGAAGAAUAGUCAAGGGUUAAGCAAAAUUGGGGCAGACAGCAGACUGGACAGGCAGAGUCAAAACAGGACAGGAAUCACUAGAAAAAUACACCCAGGAAAUAACUAGACCUUUAAGUUGGGAUAUUAUUUUAACACAGAGAGCCCUUUAAAUAUCCAAAUUUUGCACCAACCGAUGACGUCACAUUCUGCACUUUUCGGAUAUAGGCGGAAAUAACCAAACGCACAACCCAGAAGAUUUGCACAUUUACACAACCGGUGCCGAAGGAGAUGGACGCAGUGGGCGUCCCAACCUCUAGACCACCAGGGUGAGUUAUUACAGUAUGAGAGCACUUUUUUAUUUCACAUCUAGUUUUCACAGCAUAAUUCGGGAUGCCAAACUCCCUAUACAAAAUACACAAACAGGGUGAGGGAAGAAGUUUAUGUUUGCUUGUUACAGGAUGCAAUCAUACAUUAAAAUACAACAUUAAAAGAUCAUUAAAGGGAUACUGUCAUGGGAAAAAAACAAUUUUUCA